AUGAAAAUCACAUUGCUAGCAUUUAUCCUUCUCUAUGCCUUGUUGAGCUCUAAACCACUUCUUGGAGCAGCUGAUGCUUCAAGUGAACAAGUGGUUGACACAUUAGGUAAGAAACUCCGAGCUGAUGCUAGUUACUACAUUCUUCCGGUUACACCCAUUUACAGAUGUGGACCUUAUGGCAAAUGUAGAAGCAGUGGAUCAAGUCUUGCCCUUGCAAGCAUAGGGAAAACUUGUCCACUUGAUGUUGUGGUUGUUGAUAAAUAUCAAGGUUUGCCACUUACUUUUACACCUGUUAACCCAAAGAAAGGUGUUAUUCGUGUCUCUACUGAUUUAAACAUCAAGUUCACAUCCAGCCCAACUUGUCUACACCAUUCCAUGGUGUGGAAGCUUGAUCGUUUUAAUGUUUCUAAGAGACAGUGGUUUGUAACUACUGGUGGUGUUGCUGGAAAUCCUGGUUGGGAAACCAUUAAUAACUGGUUUAAAAUAGAGAAGUAUGGUGAUGCUUAUAAGUUGGUGCUUUGUCCAAGUGUGGUGCAAUCUUUCAAGCAUCUGUGUAAGGAUGUUGGAGUUUUUGUGGAUCAAAACGGAAAUAAGCGUCUGGCUCUAAGUGAUGUUCCUCUCAAGGUUAAAUUUCAACAAGCUUGA
Molecule: messenger RNA, 645 nt
Organism: Lathyrus sativus (Indian pea)
Lineage: Eukaryota; Viridiplantae; Streptophyta; Magnoliopsida; Fabales; Fabaceae
Source: the annotation of a GenBank genome assembly